AGAGGGCGAGAGAUUUAGGUAAAGGCGAUAGGACCACAACAAGAGGGGCAUAUUGAGAGACACUGAAGGGUAGGAAGGUGGAGAUAGAAACAAGACAGAGUGAGAUUGGAAUGAGACAGAGAGACAGUUUUAACUACAGGGUGAAAGCAGUUUUUUGGUUGAUGGAAGCAGGUGUUAAAGUGCCACAAAAGAUCUAUAGGUUCUGGAUGGUGACUGGGACUCGGAGUGCCUGUGUUGGAUUGGAACCCAGUUUGGAUCAUCUAAACCUGGGCAGAAGGAGGUAGAAGUCCCAGUGAUACACUCCUGGACGUUACUGCUGUGCAUUUGAGGGGGUCUCACUGGCGUUGGGGAGGCGUGCUGCACAGACGGACGGACGCACUGGCGGUGCGUGUGUUUGUGUGUGUGUGUAUGUGUAUGUCCGAGUGAUAUCCCCCUAUGUCCUUCUUUUGGUGGCUGUGCGUGCACCAGGGCCCAGUAUAUGGAUAGAAGCUCUCUGUUUCAGCUCAUCCAAGAGCAGCUGGACCCAGAACAGACUGGUUUCAUAACUGUGGAAAAUGUUACCAGUCUAGCUGAGCAUCAUGAGUUACAGCUGGACCCCAGUAAACUGGAGAUGCUGCUCGCGCUGGUACAGAGCAACGAACAUGGUCACGUCUGCUACCAGGAACUCAUAGAACUGCUGAACAGUAAACGUUCCAGUAGUUUUCGCCGAGCCAUUGCAAAUGGACGUCGCACACUGCAGCGAGAGAUCCUAUUGGAUGAGACGGGACUGGGGGUGUAUAAGCGUUUUGUGCGCUAUGUGGCUUACGAAAUUCUACCGUGUGAGACGGACCGACGAUGGUACUUCCAUCAGAACCGAAUCUGCCCACCGCCUGUGUUUAUGGCCAUCAUAACUAUUGCACAGAUCAUUGUGUUUAUGUGUUAUGGAGUGAUGCUGAAUAAAUGGGUGUUGCAAACAUACCAGCCAGAUUUCAUGAAGAGUCCGCUUGUGUAUCAUCCCGGGCACCGGGCACAGAUCUGGAGAUUCUUCAGCUACAUGUUCAUGCAUGUUGGAUUAGAGCAGCUGGGCUUCAAUGCUCUUCUCCAGCUGAUGAUUGGAGUUCCGUUAGAGAUGGUUCAUGGGAUCCUGAGAAUCAGUCUGCUGUAUAUGGCAGGAGUCGUCGCUGGUUCAUUGACGGUGUCCAUCACGGAUAUGCGAGCGCCGGUGGUGGGCGGGUCCGGUGGGGUCUAUGCACUUUGCUCAGCACAUCUCGCUAACGUUGUCAUGAACUGGGCAGGUAUGAAGUGUCCAUACAAGCUGCUACGGAUGAUUCUUGCACUGGUUUGCAUGAGUUCUGAAGUGGGCCGGGCUGUAUGGUUACGCUUCUCCCCGCCCCUUCCCUCCUCAGGCCCACAGCCCAGUUUCAUGGCACACCUGUCUGGCGCCGUUGUGGGCAUCAGCAUGGGACUCCUUAUCCUACGCAGCUACGAGGAAUCCCUGCAUAAACAGUGCUCCUGGUGGGUCCUCAUCUUCUCCUUCAUCACCUUCCUCCUCUUCGCCAUCUUUUGGAACAUUUUCGCUUAUGAACUACUCGGGGUACAAAUCCCGCCCCCACCCUGAUGACACGCCUCCCCAGUGGCUAAGAAGCCACGCCCCCAGAUCUCGGUCUAAAACAGGUCCAACCUCAAUAUACUCCACUAGACCAGCGGUGGAGAAAUGGACGUGAAAACAAGCAGGAUUUGAAACGGUUCAAUAUGAGAAACAUACUCACAUUCCAUACAGUAGAAAACGGCGUGAUAUUUUUAAUGAACACUUCGAGGCAGCUCAAGAGUCCAAUGAGCUUUGAAAAGACUGUCAGUACUUAGUCUUGCAACAAAAACAUGCACACACACACACACACACACACACACACACACACACACACACACACACAUCAGAUUUGUUUUCUUCUUUCUUCUGUGUGAAUUUCAGCCUAAGGCUCAUUCACGAUGCCUUUCUGUAUUGUUUUGAUUUGACAGCCUCAUCUAAGCCUGUUAUGCAUUACAGAUAUGAUCCGUAACAGAUGAAACAGCGGCACUCGAACCAGGAAUCUCUAAAACUAAAAACAAAGGCUUACGUUUGAUGAUACGGUCCUCAUAGAGGUACGAGGGAUUGUUGAUAUCAUUUGGUAGUGUUUGUUGUCGAAAAGUACGGCUCUUAUAAGUAGUGUUCAUUCAAGGUAGAAAUUGUGAACAAAAUCACGUUUCUAUAGACCUGAAGAUCUCUGAAUAGUUUUUGUUUACGUUGUCGUUAGCUGUACACACACACACACACACACACACACACACACAUGCAAACACCAAGGCCAAGAAACAAGAGCUCUGUUUCAAAACAGUGAGCGUUCGACUGAGAGGUCGACUGGGGUUUUGCCGAUACGAUAACUAAACUGACGGAAAAGGUAGAUAACUGAUUAAUCGGCCUAUACUUUUUAAAAAUGGAUUUAUUGAACAUUUCUUAGUCUUUCUUUACUAUGGCGGGAACAAAUAUUGAGGCAUCAAGAGUCCAUAAUAAAUAAAUCUCAGAUGUAGUUUAUUGUGCAAGCAGAAUCCCCAAAAUAACUGGAAACAAUUAUUUGUUGCAGAACGUGGAAUAUUCGAGUAAGUAUGAAAUAGCCUAAAAUACACAGGGGACUCUUAUUUUGAAAUGUAUCUACUUCUAGCUCACACAAGCACAUAAGGGAAACAAAACAUGCACUUACAAUCAUCUACAAUGUGUUAAAACGUAAACACUACAUUUACAUUUACAUUUAUUCAUUUGGCAGACGCUUUUAUCCAAAGCGACUUACAAAAGAGGAAGAACAUCAGGGAAUCAUCUUAGGGAGACAGUGGUACACUAUAAAGUAAACAUUGGGAUAUAGACUAAUAAAUACUGUUUGAGCAGUAAUUAAUUUUUGCAGAUAAGCAAUAGUUCUAUCAGGAAGACUCGCAGACUUGUGUUACAUUUAAGAUGACAUUUAUUUUAUGAAUAUAAAACAGAAAUAUAAUGUCUCUCUCUUUGGCGUAAACCCCAUCUGGCAGUCCGAAGAAGUUGUACUAGGAACCGUCAUAUCCUGCCGGAGAUAAGAGGCAGGGGCGAGGAGCCUACCCCCGUGCAGGACGGGACUCAACAGGUGGUGGCGGGGUGGAGGAGGUUGCCGUGUUAGCACACUGAAACAGCAAUGUGAUAGAUUGUGAGCAGACUUAUAAAGCAACGGCUUGCAUGUGAUUUGCUAGGAAUUACCCUGCUAAUGGUGCGAUGAUGUACAGCUGCUAGUCUUCCCGCUAGAACUACGCUGCACUUACAUUUCCAAAAUCAAACUACCGCCACUGAUGAAUCUGUAAAUCGAUAUCUAGACACUUAUAAUUCAUUCUACCCCAAAAAAAUGUCAAUAAAAGGAGCUCAUUCUAAUUGAACCCAAAUUGAACCAACUGUCUAUGCUUAUUAGCUUAUCGUGUCAUUAGCUUACUCUAUAGAAAUCAAGUGCAGUGUCAAGUCUCCCAUUGUUUUUAUAAUUCACUGAGAUGCUGCCGAUGUAGGUCAUUCCAGAUCACUAGGUAAGAUGCUGCCUUUUAAGCAAUAGACAGCAAGGCAGCUCACUAGGUUUUGGAACAGAGAACUUUAUCUGGACCUGUAUUUUUUAAUUCACAACUAUUUCCAUUGAACAUUCAAACGGAAGUUAGUAAGGAGUUUACAAGCCAAAAAAAAAUAAUAAAUAAAUUGUGCCACACAGUAAUUAUUUCUUUAGUUAUUGCAGUGUAGGUAACAGUUGUUAUGGUAACUGCAGUAUCAUGAGAUGCGAUGCUUUUGACAUAGAAACGGAUGUCACGACAACCAAUCUUAAAGGAAUAUUCCGGGUUUAAUUCAAGUUACGCUCAGUCGGCAUCAUAUGUGACAUGAUGAUUGAUUACCACAAAAUUUAUUUUGGCUUGCCCUACCUUUUCUUACUGAGGCACUUACAAUGGAAGUCAAUGGGGCCAAUCUGUAAACGUUAAAAUGCUGUUUCAAAAGUAUAGCUGCAAGACAUAAACAAUAUGAUGAUUUUAGUGUGAUAUAAAUCACUUAAUAACCUUUUCUGUGUAAAUUUAUAGCCAAUUUUACAACUUCAUUGCCAUGACGAUGUAAUGUCUACAAACCCUAAAACACUAAAAUGACUGUAAAAAUGAUUUAAACAACUUUACAGCUCAAUUAAUAGACGAGUUUUAACAGAAGAAUUAAUGUAAGUGCUUUUAUAAAAUUAUAAGCUUCACAUUUCUGGCUUUAAACCUUCCAAAAAUGGGCCCCCAUUGACUUCCUUUGUAAGUGCCUCACUGUAACAUAAUUUCUUGUUUUUGGUUUGUUGUUUAAAGAAAAGGAAGGACGAGUCAAAUACGUUUUUUGUGUUAAUCAAAUGCUGUCGAUUGAACUUAACUUGUAUUGAAACCGGAAUAAUAAAAAGUCUUGUUAAAAUGUCAGUUUGCCAGUGAAGGUUGACUUAGAUAAUAAUAAUAAUAAUAAGAAGAAGAAAGAUAACUGGAUUUUAUAUGAAUGUUUACUUUAAUCCUCAUGUUCAUUAUCAGAUUGCAAAAGUAUACAAAAGAUAAACACUGGAGUACUCUAUGAUGACAUCAGUGCCCUUAACACUUUGGCUAGAAACAUACAUCACAAAUGUAUGCUAACACGGAUACUAAUACACUGCAAGCGCACUGUGCAUUUGAACAAACUUGACGUGUGUUAUUGUGUUACUGUGGCAGUAAUAAAUCUCAGUACUCAAGCGGGUGAUAGUUACCUAUCAUUCAGGUAGCUAGCUAUAAACACCAACAGUUUCUCAGUAACAUCUUCAAACUUAGUUUGAACUCUUUUAAAACUGACCAUAGAGUAAGGGAGGACCAUUUACUGUACACAUCAGUAGCACCCCUUGUGGCAACAGGGUGUAAGUGUACUUGCAUUGCAUUAUGAAUUGCGUUCACGCACCUGAGUCGAGCAUAUUUUGGAGACCUUAGAAAAAGCAAAUAAUUACAGAUUCUGUAGUGCCAAGUUUUCAUUCGCUAAGCUGCUAAUACGAUAAUUAAAAGACGUUGUUGAAUAGUUGAAAAUUAAAGUGCAUCAGCCAAAGGGGGAAGUCUUUUCAGAGGCUUUUUAUUCGUUUUUUAUUAUUAAAAUUUUAUUUCGAAGAUUACAAAGACAAGCAUUAGUUCAACUGCUGAAAUCGGUCUGUGCUUACCGAAACUCGAAUCACUGCCCCAAUGGCCGAAGCUGGAAGUGUUGUUGAAUGUAUGGGCGCAUGCUAGCUUCAGUUUCCUGGUGAAAUGUCCACAGGGUGGUGCCAAAAGUGAGUUGUAUUUAGUUGUAAAUGAUGUAAUACAGUUAACACAAAUUAAUAUUUUAUUAACUCUACUCCCAACCCAAAACACAAGCCAAAACCUAACCUUCAGUGGAGUAGAAAUGUAAUUGUUCAGUGACAAUGCAACCUCCGAAUGUGUUUAUCUGGACGCGAUAACUUCCUGGUUUCUAUGGGACCAGAACACGUGUCUUGGAGGAUGCUCUACAGCACUAUCAGGAGCGCUAGAGGGAAAUGUGUUCUUCACACUAGAAUUGAUUACUUGACAGUAAUCUGGCAGAAUGGAGUUGAUUUCAGGGUACAUGAACUUUCGAAAAGCAACAUGACGAUUUACCGUGCGAUCAUGUUGCAUGAGUUGAGCACACAGUAAGACCAGGAACGUGUUAUAAAAAAAAUAAAAUAUGCUCUAUUUUGAUUUCAUGUUGACUUUAAAUGUUCUGAUUCAGCAUGUAGUGAUGUGUCCGAGCGAAAUGUACAGUACUGUAUAAUUCCUGUUAUGUCCACUUGGCUGGCUCUUUUGGACAGGUGACAAAUGAAAAGCUUCUGAAAAUGUAUGAGACAUGCAUAUUAACGUUGAGAAAUAGAGAUAUAAGUGUUAUAAAAAAAAAGUGAAAAGCCAUGUGGAUAUGUGAGAUAUUGCUAAAAUGAUGGAUCCAUUAUUUUGAUUAUUAGAACACCUCAAACAGAUGCUGGAAUUGUGUGUGAGUGUGAGUGUGUGUGUGUGUGUGUGUGUGUGUGUGUGAGACCUGCUUUAAUGUGCUGGAUGACCAUUGCUGGUUUUCAGACUGUUACAGUGUGUGUCUGAAUGUGUUGCUUUAGAAACACUCAGCACAAUCUAAAACAGUUGGGCUGUGUUUGGAAAGUAACACUAGUGUACAUGUUUCUGUAUACUAUUUUAAUAGUAUGUAAAACAGUGUGCAAUGGAUAAAUAUUAUUUUACGAUAUUACGAAUGGUGGUGGCAUGCCGUUUCAAACACAACCCAAUCAAAGUCCUCUUGAAACUGCGAAUGAACCUAUUUACCAAGGACCUCCCCUUCUAACCCCGCCCAUUUUAUGUCCCAGCCAAUAGCGGCUCUGGUGUCUCAUGCUUAACAUCAGUAGCUCAGCACAGAUCAUGGUGUUGUGCGUUGAUUUUUCAUGCUGUUGUAGGUGUAGGUUCGCAAGAGUGUUGCUUUGAGAUCAUCGCUGUAUUCCAGUGAGAUCGUUUGUGUUGCUGCCUCAACCGUAGUCCUACAGAGAAUUGUAGCCCAUAUACAGAUUUCAAAAUGGUGCCAAAAUACGAGAGAUGAAGUCUCGUUGCAGUAAAAUAUGCUGUUUACAACAAGACAAUUAAACUCAAAAUAUAUUAAAUCUAUUAGUUUUCUCUGGAUCAGAUGACAAUUAAAAAAAGAUGUAAAUAUUGAUAGUUUCUAUAAAAUUCUUUGUUAUAGUUUCAUGAUGUAUUGUACUUCUAAAAUAUUGGGACAAACUGAAGCAAUUUUGUUUUUGUAGUUUUAUUUUGUGUGGUUUUGUGUUUGC
Molecule: messenger RNA, 6830 nt
Organism: Xyrauchen texanus (razorback sucker)
Lineage: Eukaryota; Metazoa; Chordata; Actinopteri; Cypriniformes; Catostomidae
Product: rhomboid-related protein 1-like
Exons: 8
Coding region: 479-1597 (372 amino acids)
Cellular component (GO): membrane
Molecular function (GO): serine-type endopeptidase activity
Source: RefSeq, a predicted model, not a curated record